UGGGCCGCGGGAGCCUGGGUCGCGGGCGCGCCGGGGACGCGAUGCCCCCCGCCGACAGGGGCGGCGCGCUGGCCCUCGGCGUGCAAUCCGCGGGGCGGCCCGCGCGCGCGCGCGCCAGAGCUGCCGGGCCCGCUGCCGCGGGGCUCCACGGCGCGUCGCCGGCGCCCGCCGCGCUGGCGAGGGCCGCCCCGCGGCGGCGAGGGCGGCCCGCCGCCGCGCCGGCGGCGCUCGCUGGCGCCUGGGCGCGGGCCCGGCGCGGGGCGCCCCGCGGCCGCGGCUCGGCCUCGUCGGGGCCAGAGCCGCCGCACGCACCGCCGCCGCAGGCGGGCGCGGCCGACGCCGCGGCCGCGCCCGCGGCGCAGCACGCCCAGCCCAGCGCGCCAGGGGCGGCGGCGUCGCAGGACAUGGCAGCGCCCACCGCUCCACCGCCCGCGGCGGUCGGGCCCGCGGCCGCCAUGGCGGCGGCGGCGGCCCCUCCGCCGCCCGCCGUGGCUGCGCCGCCCUCUGCUCUGCCACAGGCGACCGCAGUGUCGGCGGCGUCUUCCGCCCAGGCGCCAGCUGCAGCGGCCGUGCCGCCAGGCGCCGCGCUGGGGCCUGCGGCGGUGGGGCUUGCAGCCGCCGCGUCGGCUCCGUCGGCUGCGACCCCUCCGCUGGCAGCCGCGGCGCCGCCGCAGCCAGCAGCCGCGCCGCCGGGCGCCGCGCCGCUUGCGGGCGGCUCCGCUCUGGCGGCCGUGGCGUUGGCGGAAGGCCGCGAGUCUGCGGACGCGGUCUCCGGCCGCGAGGCUCCGGAGGCUGCCCUGAACGUGCUCGACGCGCCCGCGGAGGCGCGGGCUGCUGCCGACGAGGCCCCGGAGGCGCCAGGUAGCGAGCCGCAGCUGGGCAGGCAGUGGGUCUGGCUGGUGCUGCUGGCCGUGGCGGUGUCGUUCGCGGCCUGGGAGGGGAGCGGCGCGCCCUUGCCGGCGGGGCACGGCUGGGAGUGGCUGGAGCCGCUCCGGUUCAGAGGCUCGGGCUCGCUCGCCAUCUUCGGCGCCUCGAUCGCCGGCAUCGCGGUGAAGGGGGCGCCGGUUUUCAAGGAGGCUUGGAGCCUGACGGGCGGGGCGGGCAUCUCGGCCCUCUACCUCCGCUCGUGGGUCAUCGAGGGCAAGCGCAUCCGGCUUUUUGGCCCCUACGGGGACCCGGGCGCGCGGGUUGUCACAAUCAUCGUGCGGGACACGCGCGUGUCCGCGCUGUUGCAGCAGGUGGUCCAAGCUCAGGGCAUUGUCCCGCCUUCGCCGUCCAGCAGGCAGCCGAUCCAGCUGUACCAGUGGUUCGCCCCUGGCCUCUUCGAGCGCCUGGAUGCCCGGCAGGCGCCGCGCGGGUUUCAAGGUGCGAGCACGCUGGAUGUCGUGCCCGACUACGGCAUUGUGGUGUGGGCGUGGGCGGGCACCGCGGUCCCCGACGUCGGCCCGCUGUGCCCCAGUCCAUAA
Messenger RNA from Prorocentrum cordatum, 1466 nucleotides. The record is from the annotation of a GenBank genome assembly. Lineage: Eukaryota; Dinophyceae; Prorocentrales; Prorocentraceae.